AUGUCAACAGCUGAAACUCUUAUACCUUACCACCCAGCUGUAAAUCCUGUUGAGUAUGAAAACCUGGCCAUUAUACUUCUUGUAAUUGGGUUUUGUAUGAUGAGUUACUUCUUCAUAUAUCAAAUAACAUACAAUAAGAGAAACAGAUCCUUGUCAAAAGAGGUUAUAAUUGGCGUUUUCUCAAGUAUAUUCUUAGCUUUAGGCACAUUUUUCCUUUUCCUCGCUUUAGGAUUUUAUCUUUGA
Messenger RNA from Tetrahymena thermophila SB210, 243 nucleotides. Its product is annotated as transmembrane protein, putative. The transcript has 2 exons. Lineage: Eukaryota; Ciliophora; Oligohymenophorea; Hymenostomatida; Tetrahymenidae. Bases 1 to 243 code for a protein of 80 amino acids. The record is from RefSeq and is a predicted model, not a curated record. Gene Ontology annotation, cellular component: membrane-bounded organelle. Gene Ontology annotation, biological process: protein N-linked glycosylation.